CACAAAUCACCAUUACCAAAUAAGAGAGUAAAGUCUGAGAUUUCCCUUGCAAACAUCGAAUAAAUCUUGUCUCCCUCCUAACUCUGCAGCGCAGUGCCGAUCUCUCGUUUUUCUUCGUUGCUUGUAAUUUGUCCAACUCUGAAAAUGGAGUUCACAGAGCAGCAACUGAAGCAAUUCAAUGGCUCUGAUUCGAGCAAGCCUAUUUAUGUGGCUAUAAAGGGGAGGGUUUUUGAUGUCUCCACCGGCAAGAACUUCUACGGUCCAGGUGGGUCCUACUGUAUGUUCGCCGGAAAAGAUGCUAGUCGAGCUUUGGCCAAGAUGAGCAAGAACGAAGAAGACAUCUGUGCUUCUCUGGACGGCCUGUCUGAGAAAGAGAUGGGCGUUCUCAACGACUGGGAGAAGAAAUUUGAAGCUAAGUAUCCUGUUGUUGGCAGCGUUGUCUAGACCUCUUUUCUUUAUCUUUCAGAUACAUAUAGAUGCUUUGGUCGAAUUAAUAUAUAUAGAUAUUCUGAUCGAAUUAAUAUUCUGGGUCUUACUUGGUUUGUGGGUUUAUCCUUGUUUGGUGAAGUGGGUCUAUGCUGGUUAAUAUCUAUAAUGGAGUAGUGAGAUUUUGGAUCAGAAUGGUACUGAAUUUGAAUGAAACUUUGUAGAUUAACAAAUAAAUGAAGGUCGUAUGGCUUUUUAUUAA
Nelumbo nucifera (sacred lotus) is the source of this 688-nucleotide messenger RNA. RefSeq names its product membrane-associated progesterone binding protein 2 (gene MAPR2). The record is from RefSeq and is a predicted model, not a curated record. Gene Ontology annotation, cellular component: membrane; endomembrane system. NCBI's taxonomy places the organism in Eukaryota, Viridiplantae, Streptophyta, Magnoliopsida, Proteales, Nelumbonaceae.